Cucurbita pepo subsp. pepo (vegetable marrow) is the source of this 3413-nucleotide messenger RNA. RefSeq names its product galacturonosyltransferase 12 (gene GAUT12). The record is from RefSeq and is a predicted model, not a curated record. Gene Ontology annotation, molecular function: polygalacturonate 4-alpha-galacturonosyltransferase activity. Lineage: Eukaryota; Viridiplantae; Streptophyta; Magnoliopsida; Cucurbitales; Cucurbitaceae.
GCAGCGGUGUUCCAUCGGCUGCGUGUGGAGUGUGUUCAAUCGGAUUUCCAUCUCUCUCACAAAUAUAAUUUAACUUCUUACAAUUUCCCCAUUUGGAUUUAAUUUGCGUCUGAAAUCAAAUUUCUCCGCUUACUUCUUGGCGCUCGAUGGAUGGUAAAACUGAAAAAUCUAGGGCUGUGACCAAGAAUCUAUCGCCAUGCGAUGUUGAAGCUCUCAGGAAAUGUUUGCAGGAAAACAAUGGCGAUCGUGUUAAGUGCGAGUCUCAAAUACAGGCCUUCAGGUCUUCUUGCUCCCUAAAGAAACCAAAUCCAUCUUUACAAUCUGGAAGGAACAACUUCGAGGCUAGUGUUUGAUUUCUAUCGAUCUCCUGCUCUAAGUACUGCGGAGAGUUAUUUUUACAGAUUGUAAUUGAUUUGUUUUUCUGAAUAGUCGUGUCUUGGCAAUAAAAUUCUUGAAUCUUCAAUUGUCAAUCCUUCAACUUCAAUUCAAUUUUGAAUGUCGUUCUGCGUUAUGAAUUUGAUAGUCCGAAUGAUUGUUCUGUUGGAUCACUGAGAUCCCCCUUCUUCAUGAAAGUUUAUUAAAAUGGAAAGUUUGUUGAUAGAAUUAUGUAGAUAUGCAUUCAAACUGUGGUUAAAGUAGAUCAAAAACCUCAUUACGAAUCAAGGAACAGUAUGUAUCGUAAAUUUGUAGAAACCUUUGCCUUUUACUCUCUCUAACCCAAUGAAGUGAGUUCAAUAAUCAGCCUGGUGGUUGAGAAAAAGAACAACACAAUAUCGAUGAUAGGAACAAUCCAAUUCAGAAGUUUCACUGAGUGAUUAUCAAAACAUGGAAUGAUCAAUCACUUUUGAAGAGACAUCUGAUGGAGUAAUCAUGAGUCUUUGUUUAAUUAGGGAAAAAUUAAGGGACCUGUGAUAGCUUGAAUUAACUUAAUCUCAAGGCAAACAUGCAACAGAAGGAAAAAAAAAAAAGGUUUCUGCAUUUUCACUCCAAAAAAGACCAACCAAACCUCCAGAAGAGAGGGGAGAAGUCCUUUUCCAUUUAGAAACUAUGUUCUUUCAGAGUGCAAACUCUUUGUAGACUACAUUUGUAGACUUCAUGUGAAGGCAAAGACAAGCCAAGCACCAACCCCUCCAUCAGCCCUGUUUCACAUUUGAAGCUUUUUUUCUUUUCCCCUUCUUUUAAAGAAAGUUUGAAGUUAUUUAUUAUUCUCUCUUUUUCUGUUCCUUCUAAACUUCCCUUCUUGAAAAUGAAGGAAAACGAAAAGGAACCAGUAAGCAGACAUGGCUUCUUAUCAGUCCUAUGUCCCUUUCUUCUUAACAACCCCCUCCCUCUCCUUUGAAUUGAAAAAAACAUACUGGGAAAACCUGAAACAUCUAGCCCAAAUACUAAGCAAGGUUAGGUGAGAGAUAGCAACCUUAAACACCAUCAAAAACAGCAUAUCUAUUCCUUAGAUAUUGCAAUUGAAAUUCAGUUCUUCUUUGGGAGAUUGUCAAAUGAAAUAACUGUCUCGAGGAAGAAGAACUCUAACCUGGCUAGCUUUUUCUGGGAUUUGGAUUUUGCUUUGCUUUGCCAUUUGUAUUUGUGUUUUUAGCCAUACUGCUCUGUUUCCUCUGUUACAACAUAAUGCAGCUUCAUAUCUCACCUAGUUUGAGGCAUGUCACAGUUCUACCAGGCCAAGGUGUUAGAGAGUACAUCAAAGUGAAGGUUGCAUCGAGGCGGGUUUCAUGUCGAAUGCUUAUCUAUUCACUUCUGUUCUUCACCUUUCUUCUCCGGUUCGUGUUCGUGUUGACAGCAGUUGAUACCAUUGAUGGAGAAAGCAAGUGUUCUACUCUAGGUUGUCUGGGGAAAAAAUUAGGUCCAAGGCUUUUGGGGAGAAGAUUGGAACCAAAAGUUCCAGAUGUUAUGUAUCAAAUAUUGGAUAAGCCCAUGAGCAAAGAUGAACUUCAAGGAAGAUUAGACAAUAUUCCUCAGACUUUAGAAGAUUUUAUGGCUGAGAUCAAGGAAAGCAAACCAGAUGCAAAAACUUUUGCUCUUAAACUCAGAGAAAUGGUCAGUCUUAUGGAACAAAGAACCAGAACCGCCAAAAUUCAAGAAUACUUGUACAGGCACGUAGCAUCUAGCAGCAUACCAAAGCAGCUCCAUUGCCUUGCCCUCAGGCUUGCCAAUGAGCACUCUACCAAUGCAGCUGCUCGCCUCCAGCUUCCUUCAGCAGAACUCGUACCGACCCUUGUUGACAAUUCUUACUUUCACUUUGUCCUCGCCACUGACAAUGUGCUUGCUGCAUCUGUCGUCGCCAAAUCCCUCGUCCGCAACGCUUUACGCCCACAGAAAAUUAUUCUCCAUAUAAUCACAGAUAGAAAGACUUACUUCCCUAUGCAAGCAUGGUUUUCCCUUCACUCUCUAUCACCUGCAAUUAUUGAAGUUAAGGCAUUGCAUCAUUUUGACUGGUUUACAAAGGGUAAAGUCCCAGUUUUGGAAGCAAUGGAGAAAGACCAGAAGGUCCGGUCACAAUUCAGAGGUGGGUCAUCAGCCAUUGUCGCAAAUGAGACUGAAAAACCUAAUAUCAUUGCAUCAAAGUUGCAGGCACUGAGUCCAAAAUAUAAUUCCGUGAUGAAUCACAUUCGUAUCCAUUUACCAGAGUUGUUCCCAAGUCUCAAGAAGGUGGUGUUCUUGGACGACGACAUUGUGAUUCAAACUGAUCUUUCCCCUUUGUGGGACAUCGAUAUGAAUGGGAAGGUUAAUGGAGCAGUAGAAACAUGUAGAGGAGAUGAUAAAUUUGUAAUGGCGAAGCGAUUUAAGAGCUAUCUGAAUUUCUCACAUCCUUUAAUAGCAGAAAAUUUUCAUCCUAAUGAAUGUGCAUGGGCUUAUGGAAUGAACAUCUUUGAUCUUGAGGCCUGGAGAAAGACCAACAUAAGCCUCACAUACCAUCACUGGCUUGAACAGAACGUGAAAUCGGACCUAAGUUUAUGGCAGCUUGGGACUUUGCCUCCUGGCCUUAUAGCAUUUCAUGGUCACGUUCAUAUCAUCGAUCCAUUUUGGCAUAUGCUGGGCCUAGGUUAUCAAGAGAAUACAAGUUUUGUUGAUGCAGAGACUGCUGGAGUCAUCCACUUCAAUGGACGAGCGAAGCCAUGGCUCGAGAUAGCCUUUCCACAUCUCCGGCCAUUAUGGACAAAAUAUAUCAACUUCUCUGAUAAAUUUAUCAAGAGCUGCCAUAUAAGAGCUUCCUAGGUUGGGAAGAAAUUUUCUUCGACUGAUGAUAAAGAAUCACUUGUAAAUGCAAAGAAGAAACAUGAGAGAGUUCUUUGAAACAAGAUAUGAGAUGAAAGCUGCCACUCUUACUGUCUUCUCCUGCUUGCUCUUCAUCUUUUCCUCUAUUCUCAUCUUUCAAUACUAUUAACUUUUUGUUUCCUUAC